This is a messenger RNA of Carassius carassius (crucian carp), 1461 nucleotides long. Its product is annotated as proheparin-binding EGF-like growth factor. Gene Ontology annotation, biological process: epidermal growth factor receptor signaling pathway; positive regulation of mitotic nuclear division; positive regulation of cell population proliferation. Lineage: Eukaryota; Metazoa; Chordata; Actinopteri; Cypriniformes; Cyprinidae. The record is from RefSeq and is a predicted model, not a curated record. Bases 121 to 816 code for a protein of 231 amino acids. The transcript is spliced from 6 exons.
GCGCCCUCCGCACGAGACUUUUGACACAGUCCCCAGCACACGCGUUGCGUCCAGAUCUCGGACGUUGCUGGAGUCAUCAACUUCUGAUCUUGUAAUAUCUCGGAUUAUACUAAAAGGAAUAUGAAUACAUUACGAAUCACGGUCUUUCUCGUCCAUUGUCUCGUGCUACUCAAGGUGUGCAGUGGCGCUUCUGUGGACCGGUAUGAGAGUGCCAAACCCAGAACAACAGUGGUCAGCCUCUUUCACACACUAGAGAAAACAAACACAACAGGGCACCAGGUCGACAGAGCGACAAAUGAUUAUGAUGAUGAAGAUUAUGAUCUCUCUGUGGAUUAUGACUCAGAACAACCAAGAGUGGCAUUCUCCACCAAACCCAAACAUCCGUCAGCGAUUCCCACUACUGAGAAGAAGACGAAAAAAGGAAAAAGGAAGGGCAAAGGAAGAGGAAAGGGAAGAAAGAAGAACCCCUGUCUGGAGGAAUACAAAGAUUUCUGCAUCCAUGGAGUGUGUCAGCAUCUGAAAGAGUUGAACACUCAUUCUUGUGUAUGUCAAGUGGGAUACUCAGGAGAGAGAUGCCAUUUAUUUACGCUUUCGGUUAGUAAGAAGGAACCGCGUUACAGCCGGACCACAGCUCUAGCGGUCAUAGCAGUGGUCCUGUCCCUCACGUGUCUCACAGUUAUCGCUAUUCUGCUGGCACUAAGGUACCACAAAAAAGAUGACGCUGAUGAAGAAAGUGCAGAAGUGAUAAGGGAAGAAAGGAAGGAGAAACCCAAAAGGACAGAUGGCACUGAGGAAAAGCAGGGGCACAAUUGCUAGAUUUCUAGAUCCUUACUUUCAGAUGUCCUGCCAUCCUGGCGGCUGUCUACACUGGCAGGAAGGAUGUUUUGAACGCUGCUUCCGUACAGUGUUCUUGUCAAUCUACUCUCCUUGUGGAGAUCAUACAGAGAGGACUGAACCGGGUGAAUGUAGUGCAACUUUAAUCAAGUUGCUUUUUUGUUCGUUGCUUAUUUAUUUAUUCUGAAAAGGGCAUUUCUGGUUCCUGGCAUCAGUCUAAAUCUAUAGUACUGUCGGAAACGCCACAAAGCACUUGUAAUUAUUUAUUCAUAAUGUAUUGGUUAUUUAUUUUGAUCUGUAACAGUUGUCUACUGAAUGCACUGUAAGUUUUGUAAAUGUGUUUUUUAUUGUGUAGAUAUUUAUUAUUGAUAGAUCCAAUCAAAUAAUGUUCUAAUAGGACGGAAGUUGCAUGAAAGACUUUGCAGUCACAUAUUGAAGACCCCUUAGUAAAGUUUUAAUAAUAUUAUCGCUAAACUGUGAAGUAAAUAGAUUUUCGGAGCUCUAAAAAUGCAAUCAAUUAAAUCACGUACUGUGGUGAAAUGUCAGAUUCAGGGCUUUGUUGGUCUUACUGAGAAAGUGUAGCUUAAAUUAAGUGGAAUGGAAUAUGUUUAUCAAAGUAUUUUAAGU